CUCCUUGCUAAAUAAAGCAAGUAGGUAGCAAAUUGAGGAAAGUCCACUUGCAAGUUGCAGCCACCACCAAGAAAAGCCCCCCUCCCCGGCCGGCCUCUCUCCUCCCUUAAGGAAACCUUUGAGCUUUCUUCUUCCAGCUCCCCCUAGAUCUCCUACCUUCUUUGGCACACAUCUCACAUUCACUGCGUUUGGCUUCUGGCCGGCCACCAAGAUCUUGUCAGCUUCCUCUCUUAAUUUGCCCGGCCAUUUUUACAGAGAGAGGAAGGAGAUGGGGAGGGGAAAGAUCGUGAUCCGCCGGAUCGACAACUCGACGAGCCGGCAGGUGACUUUCUCCAAGCGGCGCAACGGGAUCUUCAAAAAGGCCAAGGAGCUCGCCAUACUCUGCGACGCCGAGGUUGGGCUCAUGAUUUUCUCCAGCACCGGUCGCCUCUAUGAGUACUCUAGCACCAGCAUGAAGUCAGUGAUAGAUCGAUAUGGAAAGACCAAGGACGAGCAGCAGGUCGUCGCAAAUCCCAACUCGGAGCUUAAGGGCCGAUGCUAGCGGCCACGGACAUGGCACCCAGUCCACACCGCCUGCCGGUCGUGGCUGGCGUCAAAGCACGCGGUGGUGCAGUGCACGAGAAACCGUGCAGCGGUGGAUAGCACCGAUCAGCCCUGCACCCCUUUGCUCGUCUCUUGCAAGAUAAUCUAAUCCGGCGCCGACGCGUAUCGAGAGCGGUCACUGCAGGGAGGUGCUGCGCGGGCAGUUGAGUCGGCGGCGGCGGCCUGGGAAGGCAGCGCUGUGGGAAUAGAAAAAGAAAGGUUUGAUGGAGUGUAAAGAGACACGAAAAAUCAGAACAUGCAUGAAAAUUGAUGCACGGCGGACGACGACGAAGGAAACUUCCUGCUUUUAUUAUUAGGGAGGAUAUAUGAAAGAUAUACUAUACAGUAUAUGCUUUGAAUAGCAAUGCAAGAUCCGCACAGGGUUCUAACUAUAACCGGAGAAAAAACGAUUAACGACGUGCUCUUAACAUUGUUUUUAUUACGCAUGCUUAAAUUGCUUCACCAUGGAACUGCUGCCUAUCUAUAUAGAGAACUAACACUUCAUUCAGGAAUACUUCGCUUUGGCAUUAAAGAUAUUAAACGUUUAGAGCACUAGCCAAUGUGUACUAGCAACAAUCAUUUGCAUUUAUGGCAAAAGAGAAACAAAUUAACCGUGCAAUGGUCUAGUGAUGUAAAGAAGUGCAAAUAAUCGACCCUACAAGAUUGCUAUGCUAUAAAUGGGACAUAGAAAGACUACUCUGAUAGUCUGAUGCUACUGAUAGUUAAUUUUAUUUUCAACCCGAGUUGGAAUACAUGAUACAAUUUGAGAGAAGGAGAGCGCUCGUAAGAUUUUUUUCGUUGGGCCAAGCCAUGAUUUGGAUCUGCAGAGAAUACGUCACCUAGCAGGCUAGGAAUGGACUCAACUUGGGCCGGGCUUAGCAGUGUCAGUCUGUUACCAUGAGUUAGAGCAGCGUUCUGCUAAAAAACAAAUUGAGUAAGAGCAGCGAGUGAUUUGCACUACGGGCCCCUGAACAAUGUGAGAGGCAUAGUCAGACUCCGGUCUGCUACAGCAUUCUACCCUGUGGGCACUCGGGACCGAGAGGGGAUGCUGACAAUCUCUAAUUUUAAACAAAACCCUGUAUCAAGUUGCAACCAUGUGUUUCCCUGGAGUAGAAUAAACAUACUCCAAUCAAAGAAAAGGGAAGUAUUAUAGCGUAAUGUUUUUUAGGGAUAUUAUAGCAGAAUGCUUGCAACUAUGACUUGAACUAGUCGCGGUCAAAAGCUUUUACAACACGCGUACUAAGUUGCUACUCAUUUCCCAAGCAAAUAAAAACUGGGGCACUUGUCUUUAUUUCGAAAAGCAUAACCUGGAAUGGGCAGCUUAAAACGGAGUUCAGCUUAAAACACUGUCCAACGGGUUGCAUCUUAUACUUAGUAAAAUGUUGUUUCGUUUACACUCAAUCCAAAAGUACAGUUAAGCGCCACCAUUAUACUUGCAGAACGAGAGAAAAAUCUAAAUCGCUGUUCCACAGAAGCCUGUAGCGUGUUAGCCUACAGAUGAACAUGUCCAGUUGAAAUUCUUGCGCAAGCUCAAGACAGCUCCAGACAUUACAGGGCCACCAGGAGAACAUUCCUCGGGACUAUCCAGAGACUCCCUUCGAACGAGAUCAAGCAGAAUCCCUCAAAUACAAGGCUUCAGUUUCGCUAACAUGCCAGCCUCUGAGCCUGCGUAAGAAGAAAGCAGAAUCAAGCCAUAACAUUAUCAAACUGUCAUACCAGCAAGCAGCCCUGUUGUCAGUUAUACCAACCUUACAGACCUUCGUAUGCACCAGUUGGUUUACUAGCUGAGCACUUUAAAUAAGUACAUAUUGGUAAUUAAAGACUUUAACAAGACAGGAUAUCCAUAUUUCAAAAUGGACAUGCUUGCCUGCGUUUUCCAGAAAUGUUAUUUCUCGCUUAGUUGUGCAGCUACUGUGCAAAUGUCAUGCAUCGGAAUAUUCUCUAUGCCAAUAACUAAUCAUGUUUGCUA
Molecule: messenger RNA, 2551 nt
Organism: Brachypodium distachyon (stiff brome)
Lineage: Eukaryota; Viridiplantae; Streptophyta; Magnoliopsida; Poales; Poaceae
Product: MADS-box transcription factor 27-like
Exons: 3
Coding region: 269-541 (90 amino acids)
Biological process (GO): positive regulation of transcription by RNA polymerase II
Cellular component (GO): nucleus
Molecular function (GO): DNA-binding transcription factor activity, RNA polymerase II-specific; protein dimerization activity; RNA polymerase II cis-regulatory region sequence-specific DNA binding
Source: RefSeq, a predicted model, not a curated record